AUGUACGAUGGCCUGCUGAAGCUGACACUGCCACCCGAUGUGAGUCUCGUAGUUUUUGCCGAUGAUGUGGCCAUAGUGAUCGUGGGAAACCAACUGGAGGACAUCAAACUUGCCUUCGAAAUGACUUUUGGAGCGGGUCCGCGGUUGGACUCGGUUGGCCUGAGUCUGGCUGAGCAUAAAACCAAAGCCGUGUUGAUUACAAGUAGGAAAGUCUUAGAGAAAAAAAUGCUGCGAGUAGGGGGCUAUGAGCUCACAUCCCAGCCCUACAUUCGGUACUUGGGGGUGAUGAUCGAUGCCUGGCUCAACUUCAAACAGCAAGUGGAGCACGUGACCAAUAAGGCAUCCAGGGUUCGAGUCGCCUUAUUAUGCCUCAUGUCCAACAUUAGAUGUUCCAAGCAGAGGAGACGAGCUUUACUGUCGUCGGUGAUUACGUCAGUACUCACCUACGGCGUCACUAUUUGGGCGGAUGCCCUCCAAGAGGGAGAGCGAGAGAGAGAGGGGGGGAGAGAGAGAGAGAGAGAGAGAGAGAGAGAGAGAGAGAGAGAGAGAGAGAGAGAGAGAGAGAGAGAGAGAGAGAGAGNUGAUGUUUCUACGGUACACGCGGCUAGCACCGGAAACGAAGGGGAGAAGAAACGCCAAAGGAAGAGCCUACUGACUGGGAGAUCGAAGGACACAGAACAAGCUGAGAACGUAAGUCGCGUUCCGCGACAUUCUCCAGAGGGAACCGCAGGAACGGGUUUGAGGGAAAAAACGAGUGAGGAGGGCGGCGUAACGGACGGAUUCGAGGAUGUUGAAAGUGCCGCUGCUGACAGUGAGGGGGAAACCGGCAGUAUGACAGGUCCGGAAGAGAGGAGGGAUACCGGGAGCCCAACGGCCGCUGCGAGGAGCAUGGCAGAAGGGGAGGAAGAGAGGGAGAGGAGGAAGGAGAAGGAAAAGGCGAAGGAGAAGGAGCAGGAGAGAGAGAAGGAGGAGAAGAAAAAGGAGAAGGAAAAGGAGAAGGAGCAGGAGAAGGAGAGGGAGAGGGAGAAGGAGCAGGAGGAGAAGGAAAAGGAGAUCGAGAAGGAGCAGAAGGAGAAGGAAAAAGAGAAGGAGAUCGAGAAGGAGAGGGAGAGGAGGAAGGAGAAGGAAAAGGCGAAGGAGAAGGAGAGAGAGGAGGAGAAGAAAAAGGAGAAGGAAAAGGAGAAAGAGAUCGAGAAGGAGAACGAGCAGGAGAAGGAGAGGGAGAGGGAGAAGGAGCAGGAGGAGAAGGAAAAGGAGAUCGAGAAGGAGCAGAAGGAGAAGGAAAAAGAGAAGGAGAUCGAGAAGGAGAGGGAGAGGAGGAAGGAGAAGGAAAAGGCGAAGGAGAAGGAGAGAGAGGAGGAGAAGAAAAAGGAGAAGGAAAAGGAGAAAGAGAUCGAGAAGGAGAACGAGCAGGAGAAGGAGAGGGAGAGGGAGAAGGAGCAGGAGGAGAAGGAAAAGGAGAUCGAGAAGGAGCAGAAGGAGAAGGAAAAAGAGAAGGAGAUCGAGAAGGAGAGGGAGAGGAGGAAGGAGAAGGAAAAGGCGAAGGAGAAGGAGAGAGAGGAGGAGAAGAAAAAGGAGAAGGAAAAGGAGAAAGAGAUCGAGAAGGAGAACGAGCAGGAGAAGGAGAGGNAUAUUAACGAAUAUUCAUUUGGAGCGAGUAGCCCCUCGCAAAAUCAGAUUCAGGAAAUGUACUUUCGAGUCAGAAUCGUCCGUUCGUUCCAGAGUCAGUUGUAUGGGCCCAUAAGCGCGCUAUGA
Molecule: messenger RNA, 1755 nt
Organism: Diachasma alloeum
Lineage: Eukaryota; Metazoa; Arthropoda; Insecta; Hymenoptera; Braconidae
Product: DNA ligase 1-like
Exons: 4
Coding region: 1-1755 (584 amino acids)
Source: RefSeq, a predicted model, not a curated record